This is a messenger RNA of Chara braunii, 3063 nucleotides long. Lineage: Eukaryota; Viridiplantae; Streptophyta; Charophyceae; Charales; Characeae. The record is from the annotation of a GenBank genome assembly.
GAUAGGGAACUGUUCCGCCGGCAGAGGGAGAGGAGAGCUAGAGCAACCGAGGCCAGCAGAACCUUAAUUGGUGAGGCUGGUGCUACAGCAGCCAUGGCUACAACAGCCAUGAGCGCGUCUGCGCAGCAGACUUCUCAAGCCGGUAGCUCAGGUACCGCCGGGUCCACGGUCGCACAGACCGUGAGUCAGUCUACUGGCUUAAUGGCAAGCCAGCCCGCGGUGUUGACCCCAGAAGAUGUCGCCAUCCAGCAGGCAGCCCURCAGGAGGCACARCWACARCAGGCAUUAGGAAAGAUAAAAAAGGAGAAGGAGAUGAUGAUUAGAAGAAGAGCCAGGAUGCAGCAAAGAGAGACAGACAUAGAGGAGUUAGAAACGAUGGACCUGACGCAUAUGGAUGAUGAUGUGAGGGUAGUUAGGAAGGCCCUGCUAGGGAUUAUAGAGAUGCAGGAGCACCAGACUACCAUCCUUCAGGACAUUCAACAGAGUCUGGCCGUAUUGUCAGGCCGCGCUCAGGCAACACCAUCACCAGCCGGGCCUGGUGCCUGGCCCGUGCCAUAUCCUCCAUUCUCUGUCCCACCGGUGACUGGGGUAUCCCCAUUUGUAGCCCCGUCAACGGUUGCUACCGUAUCCAUAGGCAUACCGCUAUCAGGAGGGGUAACAGCAGGGAGUAGUUUACAGGUUCCUGUACAGAUAGUGUUUACUCCAAGUCCGUCACACGUUGCAGUCACCACGCAGCCUGCUGUCUCGCAGUCAGUGCAGCCUCAGGGCACACAACCCCAACAGCUAGCACAACAACCUGUAUCAUCGGGUCCACAGCCCGGGGUGGUGCAGGGACAGGGACAAAAUCAGUGGGUUCCAAAGACGGCCAUCGCCGCUCCCAAAUCUUUUACAGGGGACAAGAGAGGUGAAGACCUCGACACUUGGUUGAGGGCAGUGUCGGUCUACGUCAGGUGUAAACUCACCUUGCCACACGAAGAAGUGCUUGUGGCUGCUUCCUAUCUAGAGGGUAGUGCAGCAAGAUGGUUGAGUGGGCUAGUGCAACUCCAAGGGUACGGUCAUGACUUCCGCUCUUGGGCAGCCCCUCAGAAAUUGGAGGACUUCCUGAAAAUGGUGGAAGAGAGGUGGCAUGAUCCGCAGGAGGCUCAAAAGGCCACUGAUGUGAUCUUGACACUGCACACGCGGCAGUUUAAGUCAGUAAGGGAUGCCACCGACGCUGUAGAGCGUUUGAUUUGUGUUCCAGGGGUACGCUAUGACCCCCAGGUCCUGUUAACUUCGUACUUGAGAUGCUUAUCCCAACCUCUCAAGAACCAGUUGGCAAAAGAGGCCAACAUCAAUAUGCACAACUUUCCUUCGUUCAGCAAGGUAGCCCUAGACCUUGAGGCAAAGAUAGGGCAUGGACAAACACCCACUACGGAAGGGAGAAAGAAGACACUGCCUCCUAACUGGAAAGCGAAAGGUCGCAUUAUGUUUGUCGACAACGAUGGAUCAACCAUUGAGUUGGAUGGCAACUUCCAGGAGGGAGUAGGUGCAGAGGCGGGUGGCGAAACUUCAGAGGGUGGAGUAGUCGCCGCCGUAACUCAGCAAAAAGGUAAAGGGACCAGUAGACGCCCUAGGGGAUCCCGGUCGAAGAUUCAAACAGACCCCAAUUCUCCUCAAUGGGAGAAAGCGGGUCUAUCUGAGGACGUGUGGAGAGAUCGGUGGGCACGGCAAGCUUGUAUCAAGUGUGGACAGUAUGGCCAUAGCAUGUACAAGUGCCGAAACAGGAAGGUCACCGAGAAGAUCCCGCCUACGAUGGGGCUGGCGCGCCUGAGUCGACCUGUGGAGUCGACCURUGCCAACAAACAGCGUAUGGUAGUUAAUGACUACCUCCAUGAUGUAGAGUGUGUUUUCCCGUACGCGGGAGGGGACUUGAGACAUCGUGUCUCGUUCCUGGUGAGUGACCGGCUCCCAAUGGACAUGUUACUGGGUAUGUACUACCUCUCUGUAGCACAGCCCCAGUUUGACUGGGACCGAAAAGUGGUCAAACACACGUUGCCAGGUGGAGGGACCGCCAUAUUACAUAAGUUCAAAGCUAGUAGUCUGAUUGAGUCCUAUGGGUGCAUGUGUGCGGCCGCRUUCUAUAAUUAUUAUAAGCAAAAUCAGGAGGAGGGUAUGUACUUAGUUUAUGUCUCUGCUGCAGGAGAGCCGGUGAAAAUGCCGCCAGAGAUAGAGGGAGUAGUUGCUCAGUACCCUGAUCUAUUUGAAGAGCCGACAGGGGUUGUUGAGAGGGAGGUCGUCCACGCAAUAGAGAUUAUCCCAGGGUCUAGUAUUCCAAGGGGUAGGAUCUAUCGGAUGUCUCCAGGCGAGCUUGAUGAGCUUCRCCGCCAACUCAAGGAACUCGUAGAGAAGGGHUGGAUCCGGCCGAGUGUCUCUCCUUAUGGGUCUCCAGUUYUAUUCGUGCCUAAGAAGAAGGAGGGAACCCUUAGGAUGUGCAUUGACUAUAGGGGCCUCAAUGCCAUCACUGUCAAGAACAGAGAGCCCCUACCGCGCAUCGACGAUCUGCUAGAUAGAGUGCAAGGGUGUCGGUACUUCAGCAAGAUAGAUCUGAAGUCCGGGUACCAUCAGAUUGCCAUACGGCCCGGGGAUCAACACAAAACCGCUUUUCAGACCAGGUACGGUCUGUACGAGUUUGUGGUAAUGCCUUUUGGCCUUUGCAAUGCUCCUAGCACCUUUCAGCACGCUAUGAAUCGGAUAUUCCAUGACUACUUGGAUAAGUUUGUCAUCGUGUACCUCGAUGCCAUACUUAUUUUCAGUAAGACUGUCGAGGAACAUGUGGCACAUCUGGACAAAGUCCUCGGCCUCCUGCUGCAACACAAGUUCAAGAUCAACGGUGAGAAGUGCGAGUUUGGCCGCACCCGUGUCUUGUACUUGGGUCAUGAGAUUUCUGCGGAGGGAUUGAAGCCCGAUGACGCGAAGGUGGCCACAGCAUUCGUGAUUGGCCACGUCCUCAGUCUGUGACUGAGAUGAGAUCUUUCUUAGGAAUGACAGGCUACUAUAGGACUUUCGUUAAGAACUACAACAUAG